Hirundo rustica (Barn swallow) is the source of this 2968-nucleotide messenger RNA. RefSeq names its product glucagon receptor-like. The record is from RefSeq and is a predicted model, not a curated record. The transcript is spliced from 14 exons. Gene Ontology annotation, cellular component: plasma membrane. Lineage: Eukaryota; Metazoa; Chordata; Aves; Passeriformes; Hirundinidae. Gene Ontology annotation, biological process: adenylate cyclase-modulating G protein-coupled receptor signaling pathway; cell surface receptor signaling pathway. The coding region runs from base 363 to 1661 and encodes 432 amino acids. Gene Ontology annotation, molecular function: glucagon receptor activity; peptide hormone binding.
CCGCCGCGUUCACCUCGCGGAGCCGGGGCUGCCCGUGACACCGGGAACACCGGGAACACCGGGAACACCGGGAACACCGGCACUGCCGAGGCUGCCCGUGACACCGGGAACACCGGGAACACCGGGAACACCGGGAACACCGGGAACACCGGCACUGCCGAGGCUGCCCGUGACACCGGGAACACCGGGAACACCGGGAACACCGGCACUGCCGAGGCUGCCCGUGACACCGGGAACACCGGGAACAACGGGAACACCGAGGCUGCCAGAAACACCGGGACGUCGGGAGCAGGGAUCGGGGUCCCCGGCCCAGCCCGAGGCGCCCCCCGGCGCUGGGAGCACUGGGCAGGCUGGGAGCAGCCAUGAGGGACGCGCUGGGAGCCGGAUCCCUGCGGAGCCUGGUCCAAGUUGCUUGGAUGUGCCUGUUCUCCGUGCCGCACGGCGGAGCCAAGGUGCUGGAGAAGACUUUCGAGGAGUGGCUGCGGUACCGUGACGAGUGCCUGAGGAGGAUGGCGAGCGAGCCCUACCCAGCAGGGCUGUUCUGUAACAGGACAUUUGACAUGUACGCCUGCUGGCCCGACGGGAGCCCCGGCACCGCCGUCAACGUCUCCUGCCCCUUCUACCUGCCCUGGUUUGAGAAAGUGAAACACGGGCUGGUGAGCCGCAGGUGUGGCACCGACGGCCAGUGGGUGACGGUGAACGGCAGCCAGCCCUGGAGGGACUACUCGCAGUGCGAGGAUGAGCUGGAGGUCACCGCUGAGGAGGAAGGCGCCCGCCGGCUCAUGGUCAGCUUCAAGGUGCUCUACACCGUGGGGUACUCGCUGUCGCUGCUCACCCUCAUCUCCGCCCUGCUCGUCCUCACCGUCUGCAGGAACCUGCGCUGCACCAGGAAUUACAUCCACGCCAACCUGUUCGCCUCCUUCGGGCUGCGGGCCACCUCGGUGAUGGUGAAGGACGCGCUGCUGGAGCGGCGCUGGGGCGUGCAGCUGGCGGAGGUGGCUGACUGGGAGGCGCUGCUGAGCCACGAGGCAGCGCUGGGGUGCCGCGCGGCGCAGGUGCUGAUGCAGUACUGCAUCCUGGCCAACCACUACUGGUUCCUGGUGGAAGCUGUCUACCUCUACAAGCUGCUCAUCGGGGCCGUGUUCUCCGAGAAGAAUUACUACAGGCUCUACCUCUACCUGGGCUGGGGGACCCCCGUGGUGUUUGUGGUGCCCUGGAUGGCGGCCAAGUACCUGAAGGAGAACGCGGAGUGCUGGGCGCUGAACGAGAACAUGGCUUACUGGUGGAUCAUCCGCAUCCCCAUCCUGCUCGCCUCCCUGAUCAACCUGCUCAUCUUCAUGCGGAUCCUCAAGGUGAUCCUGGCCAAGCUCCGGGCCAACCAGAAGGGCUACGCCGACUACAAGCUGAGGCUGGCCAAAGCCACCCUGACCCUCAUCCCCCUCUUCGGGAUCCACGAGGUCGUUUUUAUCUUCGCCACCGACGAGCAAACCACGGGCAUCCUGCGCUACAUCAAGGUGUUCUUCACCCUCUUCCUCAACUCCUUCCAGGGCUUCCUGGUGGCUGUGCUGUACUGCUUUGCCAACAAGGAGGUGAAGUCCGAGAUGAAGAAGAAGUGGCAGCUCUGGAAGCUCGACCACCCGGUGCUCUGCUGCGCCCAGUGAGGUGGUGACCAGCCAGGGUGGAGGGGCUGCUGGCCACCAUGGCCACAGGGCCUGGCUGGAGGGCAGGGGGCUGCAGGAAGCUGUGCUGGGCAGUGCCCAACCUGGGAUGGCCAGGCUGGGACCCGUGCCUGGCUGUGCCACGCCAGAGCUGCCGGAAGGGACAUCCCUGCUGUCACACGAGUGGGGUGGCACCGCUGGCUCAUGGCUGUCCCCUCGGCAGGGCAUCACCGGGGACAGCACCAGCAGAAGCUGGCGGCCUCCCCCAGGACCCCUCCCACCCGGGGAACCCCCGGGACAGCCACACCCAGCCGGGCACCCGCGGGAUGGCAGCAGCCGGGGGCAGCCUGACCUCAGCACUGGGAACGGGAGAUGCUGCCCAAACCCUGCACCCUGGGCCACACCUCAGCCAGGGCUUCCCUGUCCUCCCCUGAAUCCUAGCCCAGGACCAUCUCCAGUGCCAUGACAGCUCCCAGGCAUCCACAGCCACCCUGUAAAGCUCUUGACAGCGAGGGGCUGCUCCUGCACCUCCUCCUCACCCUCCUCACCAACACAGAACAGCAGCACGCAUCCCCCCCUCGCUGCUCUCCAGCGGCACAAACCCCUGGGGCCUCUUGCCAUGGGCAGAGCCAGGGAUGGAGCCUCAAAAUCACUUGGGAGUGAAGGAUUUGAGAGCAGCAGUGCACUGGGGCAGAGCCCAAUCUCCCCCAUCCCAGGUUCAGCAUCCAGCCCGGCCUCCUCCUGCUUUGUGGGGGAAAGCUGGAUUUCCAGGGCUGGCAGCAGCUCAGGAACCAUUUUGCUGGGCAAAGGCUGAAAUCCUGGGAGUUUGCUUUGCAAAGCUUCACCCUCCCACCCUGGUCAAGCAGCCUGUGGCUCCCAGGAGCACAGGAAGCAGCUGAGGUGUGUGGUUUGAGCAGGGCUGCUCCUGUCCUGGUCCUGUGACCUCCUGGAGGAGCCCAGAGCAGCUGGAGACAGCCCCAGCCCCUCAUUCUGGCCCUCAGGGGCAGCACGGACACGCUGCCAGAGCCUGUCCCCACCCCAUCCCUCCCUUUGCCAUGCACAAAGCCCCUCCAGGCUGGAGGAAGCCGCUGGGAUGCUCCAGGAGAUGCCCAAGGACACAGGAGGUUCUCCAGGCCUUGGCAGGCUGGGGGAGCCUCUCCCAGUGCCUCACAGAGGAGCUGCCUGGAGCACACAAAGCUGCACCCGGCUGGAGUCACACAGGAACGAUCCUGGAUCGAUGGAACCUCCACCAGACCAUUUUACACAUUAACUCUCUUUUCAGAUGUAAAUAAAUAUUUAUUUUUCAGCAA